Messenger RNA from Polyodon spathula (Mississippi paddlefish), 1976 nucleotides. Its product is annotated as C-X-C chemokine receptor type 3-like. Gene Ontology annotation, biological process: G protein-coupled receptor signaling pathway; chemotaxis; immune response. Gene Ontology annotation, cellular component: membrane. Lineage: Eukaryota; Metazoa; Chordata; Actinopteri; Acipenseriformes; Polyodontidae. The transcript has 4 exons. Bases 301 to 1329 code for a protein of 342 amino acids. Gene Ontology annotation, molecular function: chemokine receptor activity. The record is from RefSeq and is a predicted model, not a curated record.
CAAAUAAAAGCGACUUCUGUGUGUUGAAGGUGCAGCCUGCGUCUGUUCCACAAGAUGUGUUGAGGCUUUUGAUUGUCCUGUGAGAAGAAACCCGAAGCCGUUAGCGCGGCGCCACUCCCAGAGUUUCAAUUAUCUCUGCACUCGCCCCCCAUGGCAACUUGAGGACCAAACUGGUUUCCAACAGCGUUCGAGAUUCUUGCAGGAGCGUGCCAGUUCUGCUCUAAGCAUUGCGGACAUCUCUCACAGCAUCGCCUUUCUCCACACUCCGACGCUGACACACCAAGAGACAGCAUUUGCAAAAUGCUCAACGAAACAGCCUCGACUGUCUCUGGGCCUCUAUCCACUCACCAGCCUGCCACAUGGCCGUACAGUGAGUGCUUCUCACAGUCUUUCAGGGGCGUGUUCCACCCGCUGCUGUACUCCCUGGUCUUCGUGCUGGGGUUGCUAGGGAACGGGCUGGUCAUAGCCGUGCUGCUGCAGGUCAACCGCAACCGGAACGUGACGGACACUUUCAUCCUCCACCUGGCGCUGGCCGACUCCCUGCUGGUCGUCACGCUGCCGUUCUGGGCUGCUGAGGCCAUGCACGGCUGGAUCUUUGGAACUGGGCUCUGCAAGCUUGCUGGCUUCGCUUUGAAGGUGAACUUCUACUGUGGGAUAUUCUUUCUGUGCUGCAUCAGCUUGGACCGCUACCUGUCCAUCGUCCGUGAGGUCCGGGUGUCCAGCCGGAGGAAGACCAAGGUGGUCUGGGCCAGCUGUGUCAGUGUGUGGGCUCUCUCCAUCUUCAUCAGCUUCCCGGACCUCAUCUUCCUGAAGGAAAGGAAGUUCAAAAACAUCUCAAUUUGCUUUGAUGAAUCCACAAUUCCCUGGCAGGUGAUCCUGUCAUUCAGGCUGAUUGUCAGGUUCAUCUUCCCCUCCGCAGUCAUGGUCUUCUGCUACUCCAAGAUCCUGCGCAGGCUGAGCCGGUCCCAAGAGCACCAGAAGAGAAAAGCCAUGAAAGUGAUCCAGGCUCUGGUGGUGGUCUUCUUUGUGUGCUGGACGCCCUACAACGUGGUCAUCCUGCUGGAUAUUUUCUUGCGUGGAGGGGCCCCAGAAAACAAGGAUCAUCAGAGAUGCUACCUGUACGUGGCGAGAAUCCUCUCCCUGAAUCUGGGAGCCCUCCACUGCUGCCUGAACCCCAUUCUUUACACUUUUGUCGGGGACAAGUUUCGGGAAAAACUCUGUCAAUUGAUCUGCUUCUGGGUCAGGAGGAAAGACAGACCAAGAGACAGCCAGGGAGGAUUUCUCAGAUCGGUGGAUACCUUUGCCAGUAUAAACACAACUGCAAUUUAACACUGCUCUGUUAAAAUUUGGAUUAAGCAUCUUUACAUGCGAUCAGCUCUGAGAUCUCAUCUCGGAUAAGAUAGCUAGACGACAUAACAGGAGACAAGGAUAGCAAGUUUUAUCAAUCUGAAACUCGGUUGUGAAGAUUUGCUUAGAUUUUUGAUCUUUUAUUUAAAAUCUUGUAAUGAAAGAAACUACAAAAUGAUAAUUGUAAAGUCUCCCGGCAGCCAUAACAGUAGCACGGUAGUAUUUCAUUACAAUCACAAUUUCUAUUUGUCAGUAAUAUGGAAAAACUCUGAAGUGGCGGUGUGUAAUUCAAUAUGUCAAUGUAACGUUAUCCCAGCAGGUUUCAUUCAACUUUAUAAAGCAAAAUGAGUUCAUUCUAUAGAGUGAUGCUGCAAAACUUUUGGCCAGAGCUGUAUUGUCUGCCCAUGCUCCUUCAUUGCUGGCUGUGUCACAUGGUUUUGUUUUUAUCUGCUUGAAUAAACCCUUCCAACUGUGCUUCCCUGUCUUCCCUGUGUCAGUGGAUCUCCUGUACACCCUAUCGCAGCGCCCUCAAUAAGAUCACCUGCCUCUGUGCAAGCCUGACCCAGGACCCAGGAGUAGUUUCAUUGAAAGACAAACAGGUCAUAGCAAUUCCACCUCAGGCUUGCUCU